This is a messenger RNA of Ceratitis capitata (Mediterranean fruit fly), 2285 nucleotides long. It is a transcript of the gene Orc2, whose product is annotated as origin recognition complex subunit 2. The record is from RefSeq and is a predicted model, not a curated record. The transcript has 4 exons. Gene Ontology annotation, molecular function: DNA replication origin binding. Lineage: Eukaryota; Metazoa; Arthropoda; Insecta; Diptera; Tephritidae. Gene Ontology annotation, biological process: DNA replication. The coding region runs from base 144 to 1988 and encodes 614 amino acids. Gene Ontology annotation, cellular component: nucleus; nuclear origin of replication recognition complex.
AUAAAUGCCCGCGUAAAAUGCUUACAGUGUAUAACAAAACAUCUGCUCGCUAUUUCAAAUUGUUUUUAAAUUCAUGUUUUAAUAACACCUUUGAAAUAGUAUUCAAGUAAAAAGUUAUAGUUUAAUUAGAAGGUUUUUUUAAAAUGAGUAUUACGCCCACCAAACAGAAUGCUGCUAAAGUAAGACGUACAAGAUCAAGUUCCAGUGUGAGUAGCGUAGACGAUGUUGUUUUGGUGUCAGUUCCUGAUUCGGAUGAUGAAAAUAAAUCGGCUAGGGGACGACAAGUUCGAAGAUCUGCACGCAAACGCAGUCCACAAAAGAAAUAUGCUAAAGAUUACAUAGUGGAGGGCACAAAAAAGCGUAUUAAAAGAACUGCCCACAAUGAUGAAACGGAGGAGGACGAUGCAAGUGAACAGAGUGAUGAAGAUUAUAUACCAAAUGCUGCAGCGCGACCAGAAAUUGCAGAUAUACAAAUUUUACAAGAGGCUGAAGAUGUAGCCGGAAAGAGUUUAUAUGGUUUUCAUACACCGAAAAAGCGAAAUGGCAUGGCAUUGGCUGCUUUAAAUACACCAAAAACGCCAAAAACACCAAAAUCUGUUAAGACACCGCGUGCUUCAACAUCACAAAACCACACAAAAACGCCGGACUCUAGAAGGCGAAAAUCCAUAGCAGAACCCAAAACCCCAUCACAUGUGCGCAAUCGCGUUAAGAAUGAAAUCUCUAAACUAUUAGAAUCUGAUUCAGACUUCUCUGCGACUGGCAGUGAUUAUAUGCCAACAGAUAGUGAAAGCGACAGUUCGUCUAGUGGUGAUGAAGACGAUGCUGCCGAUGAUGAAUCGAAUACACCGCAAAAAGCUCGACGUCCCAUAAUAGUACCAGUGUUACCAAAAACCCCUUCCGCUGCACGUUCACGACAAACGGCGCGUGCUAAAAAGUCCUCUGCCGACUAUGUACCUGAAAGUGAUGGCUAUUUUCAAGCGCAUGCUAGCACCAAAAUACUCACUUCCGAUCACACACUUGAUCGAUUGAAAAAUCCACGGCUGCCAGCUGAUCGCUUGUUCAGUUUACUUAAUGAAAUGAAACCAACCGCCGAACAUGAAGAUGCAAUCAACGCCAUGAUGGAAGAAUAUCGUUCAUAUUUCCCAAAAUGGUUAUGUAUAUUGCAUGAAGGCUAUAGUUUAUUACUAUAUGGUUUGGGCUCCAAACGUCAGCUACUGCAAGCUUUUCAUCGCGAAGUACUCGCUGACCAGCCGGUAUUGGUUGUGAAUGGUUUCUUUCCCAGUUUAACACUAAAGGAUAUUUUAGAUAGUAUUGUUGGUGAAUUAUUAGAUUGUAAUGCCACGAUCGCUCCCUCGAAUCCACACGAAGCGGUUGACUUGAUUGAAGAGGAAUUAUCGUAUACACCAAGUACGCAUAUCUAUUUGAUAGUGCAUAAUUUGGAUGGCAGUAUGUUGAGGAAUACCAAAGCGCAAGGCAUUUUGGCACGUUUAGCUAAACUAAAACAGUUGCAUUUAUUAGCAUCUAUAGAUUACAUCAACACGCCACUGUUAUGGGAUCACACGAGGUUAAGUAAUUUCAAUUUUUCUUGGUGGGAUUGCACUACUAUGCUGGCAUACAGCGAUGAAACCGCAUAUGAAAAUUCACUACUUGUACAAAAUUCAGGCGAAUUGGCGCUCUCUUCCAUGCGCAGCGUUUUCUCCUCGCUAACAACAAAUACUCGUGGCAUUUACAUGAUUAUUGUAAAGAAUCAACUGAAGAAUAAGGGCAAUCCCAAUUUUCAAGGUAUGUCCUUCAAGGACUUAUACUGGAGUUGCCGAGAAGCUUUCCUUGUCAGCUCCGAUUUGGCUUUGCGUGCACAACUCACCGAAUUUCUUGAUCAUAAAUUAGUGAAAUCGAAACGUAAUAUUGAUGGCUCCGAAUUGCUGAGUAUACCAAUUGAUGCGGCAUUGUUGCAACAAUUCUUGGAUGAACAAGAGAAGAAAACUUAAUUGCAGUUAGUGACAAUUGAGGUAGUUAAUUUAGGUUGUACAAAAGCAGCAGAAAAAUAUCAAAUUUGCGAUUAUCACAAAUACAUGCUUUGCUUAGUUACUUUGGAAAUCAGCGUGUGAGCAAAAAGUAAACGUUAUUUUAACGGUUAAGAGCGUUGUUGCUUUAUUGUAUUAACAUAUGAUCUAAUUACCUAUAAAUUCUUAUUAUUAUUCUUGUCCAAGUUUUUUAAAUUAUUUGUCUAUUGUUAAGUUUAAAGCGAAACAUUCAUGAAAUCAUAAAUAAAAGAUUAUUUAAAU